Messenger RNA from Cucumis melo (muskmelon), 859 nucleotides. RefSeq names its product transcription factor bHLH131. The record is from RefSeq and is a predicted model, not a curated record. Gene Ontology annotation, biological process: regulation of DNA-templated transcription. The transcript has 2 exons. NCBI's taxonomy places the organism in Eukaryota, Viridiplantae, Streptophyta, Magnoliopsida, Cucurbitales, Cucurbitaceae. Bases 1 to 684 code for a protein of 227 amino acids. Gene Ontology annotation, molecular function: protein dimerization activity; DNA-binding transcription factor activity.
AUGCAGUCCAUCCCGAGCUACCCAACUUCAGGAACUAUGCAUCAAAUCUAUCCUCAAGCACAAGCUCCAAUGAUCAACCCUUACAGCUGCCCAAUCUCUUCCUUUCCAAGGAAGGAGCCUAAAUUAAAUGCAGCCGUGAAGCACCGUUUGGCAGAGCAGAAUAGAAGGAACAGAAUCAGUGGCCAAUAUGCCACCCUCCGUGCCAUCCUUCCCAGCCUAUCCAAAACGGAUAAGAGUAAGCUGAAAAAGGCUUUUGUGCUUUCUGAGACAAUCCGUGGAGUGAAGGAGCUUAAGAAGCUUGUAUCAGAAAAGAGAGUAGCCAAUCGUGAGUUCAGAGAUUGUGGGAUACCUAGUGGAGCAGAUAGGUUGACCUUAGAACAAUGUAAUGGUGGUGAAGGGAUGGUGAAGGCUGUAAUGAGCUGCGAGGACAGGCAGGAUAUCAUGGCAGAAUUGGCCAAAGCACUGAAAACAAUGAAAGUGAAGCUGGUUAGAGCUGAAAUGGUGACUGUGGGUGGAAGGAACAAGUUUUCUCUAUGGAUUCAAGGCCCUAAAGAAGGACAUGGUGGGAUUAAGAGAGUUUUGGAGGCUGUUAUGAAGAGGCCUUCAUGGAUUGCUAGAAAACCCAGAAAUGUUUGGCAGUCUCGAGCUUCAACAGAUAACAAUUUUAACGGGGUGGCUUCUUGAAAAAAAAAAUCUCUUGUUUUUCUUCAAGUAAACAUAAUUACCCGUUGUACUUAGAGGUCAAUUGUGAAUUGUGAUGGCCUUUAUGGGAAACCAUCCAACCUCUAAUUCAUACAUAUAUAUCCGGACAUAAUUGAGAACGAUUAUACGUGAUUGCUGACUUUUUAUUUUCUUCUUA